This is a messenger RNA of Fopius arisanus, 1873 nucleotides long. RefSeq lists its product as uncharacterized. NCBI's taxonomy places the organism in Eukaryota, Metazoa, Arthropoda, Insecta, Hymenoptera, Braconidae. The record is from RefSeq and is a predicted model, not a curated record. The transcript has 2 exons. Bases 188 to 1660 code for a protein of 490 amino acids.
AAUACUUGCAAUAUUGCGAAAAACAGUGAAAACAAAAAUUUUGUGUCGGCCAAUCGGAGAGAAGCCGAUCGUUAUGGUGGGGGAUAUCAGCUGCUAAUGUUUUGGCGGGACAUCUGGUCGUCCAGUGAUUAUUCUCUCACACAAUUCGAAUUUUUGUCAAGUGAAAAAGGAUAAGUGGAUAGUUAUUAUGGAAAAAAAGAAGAGCUCGAGGAGGAAGAAAAUCCAGGACGACGAGAAGGAGCUCAAUGAAGAAGAUCCUCAUGAGGAGGAGAAACGAAGUCUGAGAAGUCAGAUCAGUGAACUCGAGGAUUUGAUAACCGAAAUAGAAUUUGCUCUGAACCAGCCGAAAUUCGGGGACAUUGAUAACACAGAAAUGUUGGAGCUGCCAGUGCAGCCAAUGAGGUCCUACAGAUUGAAGAAUGUUGAUUGUCUCCUGCAGUAUGAGCUGUAUAAAUUAUCAGGAUUGUACUGCGCUAAAUUCACUAAACACGAGUACAUCUUCAACUUCUCGCCUUUCUCAACGAUCAAGAAUGGUUCUUUGUACACACUGCAAUUCUUCACUGAGAAUGGUAGCGGAAGGAUAGGGAAAUACAUUAUGCCCUCCAGUGGAAUUCUGGAGAAUAUCCUCCAGGACACUCCCAUUGACAAGCUGACAGGGCUCAUCCCCUUCUUCAGGAACUGUAAGAGACACCUGGAUUGCUACGUCGACAGGAAAGAGCAGUUUGAGAAGCUGAAAGAAUUGACAAAGAAUGUUAAAAACAUCAGGGUAGAUGCAGACUAUAGUUUCGUCCUUAUCACGUGCAAUUUUCUCCAGGUGUAUCGGAAAUCGUCAGACAACUUCGUGGACAUCGCUGUGUAUCUGUCCUACGAUUACGGAAAGGCUAGGCCUAGCACUGUGAACGUGGACUGGAGCAUGAAGAAGAAACCGAGUGAGGACGAUGUCAAGGGGCUGAAAUCCUUCGUGAAGAUCUUUAGGGUAGAGAAUUUAAUAGGGGCCUAUCGGCACAUUGAAGAGUCCAAUCACAAUAUUUUCUCGUGGAAGGCUACAGAGGUGGGCGAAGAGAUCCUAAACGUGAACGAUUUGUCUGACUCUGAAGAAGAAGGUCCCAGACCCACCCGAUCAAGAAGAGUUCCAACGAAACGAAAAAGAUCGCCUUCUCUAGAGGAGAAUAAAGAAACUGAAGAAGAGGCUGGAUCACAGGUGUCAGAGGAGCCUGAGAGAUUUAAGCAGCCUACGAAGAAGCCUGUGAUAAAAAAGUCAAGGCCAAAACCAAAAGCCCAACCCAAGACUCUACCGAAGGCUCAACCAAAGGCUAAACCGAAGGCUCAACCCAAGACUCAACCAAAGGUACAAACAAAGACUCAACCGGGGCAAAACAGUCCGCAAAAGGUCCCACAGCCUAUCAAAAAAUCAAAAAUUAGACAGAGCACCUUGAAUUUCUCAAAAUUGCCUCCGAAAGACUCUGACGACUCCACUCCACAUGGUAAAAACCCCAUGAAAAAUCCCAGAAUUAUGAAGGCAGUCUCCAGUACCCCAUUGCACAGAUCUAAAAAAAAUAGACAGCAACCGAAUACUUUAGUAGACAUUAGUCCAAUUGUCGCUGAGAAAACACAAAAAAAAUUGACGAAAGGAAAGGAAGGAGCGAAGAAAAAAAAAUAGUGGAAGGCAAUUGACAAUUAAUGUUAAUAGAUUUUCAUAGAUCAACACCUUCGGAUAAAAUGAAUAUUUUUCUACAGUAUUAAUGAUAAUUGAUGGAUGAUAAUGUCCACUGGUUAUGGAACUUACAUGCAAACUUUUCGACAUUAAACCCAACAGUGGGUACAAUAUCAAUGCAACGGUCGUCCUCGCGUUUGAAAUGAUUUAUGACCGUUG